This is a messenger RNA of Talaromyces stipitatus ATCC 10500, 990 nucleotides long. RefSeq lists its product as uncharacterized. Bases 1 to 990 code for a protein of 329 amino acids. The record is from RefSeq and is a predicted model, not a curated record. Lineage: Eukaryota; Fungi; Ascomycota; Eurotiomycetes; Eurotiales; Trichocomaceae. The transcript has 2 exons. Gene Ontology annotation, cellular component: plasma membrane.
AUGGCAGGUGCCCUUUUCGGGUCCGCCCUCACUGCUUCGGGGGUUUACCUCCCAAGUGUCAUCUUAUCCCAGAUGGAGCUGCAGGACUUACACAUGUUGAAAGUGUUUCUCACAGCGGGAUCCGCGAGCGGAUUGGCCGUGGCGCUCUACGAGCGCCUUGUUCAUCGACAAUUGAGCCGACGUCCUCCUUCGAAUCUCGGCUGGAUAGGUCCGUAUGACGGCAAUAUCAUCGGUGGUGUGAUGGUAGGCUUUGGAAUGGCCCUAACAGGCGCUUGCCCCGGCACUGUACUCGUCCAAGUUGGCACAGGGGUACCAUCCGGGCGGUAUGCAAUCAUCGGCGGUAUCCUAGGGGGGAUAUUGUACAUAAUACUCGCGAAACGACUGCGCCGAGCUCCAACCGGCGCCAGUCCCCAAGCAAACAAUAGCCUUCCUGCAAAGUUCGGCGUUGACCCCAAUACGGCUCUGCUGAUGUUCGAGGGGAUGUGCAUCUGCCUGAUUCUGGCUGCCAGAUAUCUUGUUCCCAGCCAGAUUGAAACCUUUCUGGAUCCCGUGGUUGGCGGCACGUUGAUUGGUGCCGCGCAGCUGGCGACGCUCAUCCUGACCAAAUCACCGGUUGGUGUUUCAACAUGCUAUGAGGAUAUCGGGCUCUGGUUCUGGGGUUGUCUGGGCUGUGAGACUAGUUCGUCCCCGACACAGGGUGUGACGAGAAGGCUAAUUCCUUUGUCAAAAGCGAUUGCUUUUGCAAGCGGAAUUCUGGCCAGCAGCUAUGUGCUGUCGAAGGCAAUGCCAGAGAUGAUCAUAAAGGAUGCCCUGGUCAUCUCGCCUGCGAGAGGUAUCCUGGGUGGGGCGAUUAUGGUGUUUGGAGCGCGUAUUGCAGGCGGAUGUACUAGUGGACAUGGGAUUAGUGGGAUGAGUAUGUUGGGAAUCAGCAGCAUUAUCACGGUCGCCUCGAUGUUCGCGGGAGGUAUUGGGUUGGCGUUAGCUCUGUGA